Molecule: messenger RNA, 2165 nt
Organism: Cottoperca gobio
Lineage: Eukaryota; Metazoa; Chordata; Actinopteri; Perciformes; Bovichtidae
Gene: cpox
Product: coproporphyrinogen oxidase
Exons: 7
Coding region: 1-1374 (457 amino acids)
Cellular component (GO): cytoplasm
Molecular function (GO): coproporphyrinogen oxidase activity
Source: RefSeq, a predicted model, not a curated record
AUGGCCACAAUUGUCAUUUGUUCAGUCAAAAAAACGGCUCAAACCACCGCGAGACGAUGUUUGAGUUCAAAUUUAAAGGGGCUUGCUAGUUCAGCAGUGUCACCCUUGCCGUUAACCUGCACUCAUAGCCCUCCAGUAAGACUCCUUCCGGGUACAAGAUGGUUUUCCAGGGGUUCCAGCGUACGCUUCAUGUCCCAUGGGACCGCAGGCAGAGCCGGAGCUGGGCGAACCAGGAGGGGAGCCCUGGCGCUCAGUGGAGCUGCAGCAGUAACAGCAGCUGCGGCAAUAGCAGGGUUUUUGGCCAAUGCUAACCACUUCCAAUGUGCUGAAAUGGCAACGAAAGUAUCCCAAGCUGUUGAGGAGAAUGAGCCAGAGCUGGAUAUCUUGCAGAGAUGCCGGGGGUUCAUGUCUCAUCCAGUGACCGACAUCGGUGUACUGCAGGAGAGGAAAGGGGAGAUGCUUACGAAGAUGGAGAUGUUGAUCAUGAAGACGCAAGCCGAUUUCUGCAAUGCCCUGCAGGAGGUGGACGGUGGGACGUUCAAGGUGGACCGGUGGCAGAGGACUGAAGGUGGUGGAGGAAUCAGCUGUGUGAUGCAGGGUGGUAAGGUAUUUGAGAAGGCAGGGGUCAAUGUGUCGGUGGUGUUUGGAAACCUGACCGAGGAGGCCGCCAGACAGAUGAAGAGCAGAGGGAAAGUCCUCAAAGGAAAAGAUGGCAAGCUACCCUUUUGUGCCAUGGGUGUGAGCUCUGUUAUCCACCCCAAGAACCCCCACAUCCCCACAGUACACUUCAACUACAGAUACUUUGAGAUCGAAGAGGAAGAUGGCUCUAAGCAGUGGUGGUUUGGUGGAGGCACAGACCUGACUCCAGUUUAUGUUAAUAAAGAAGAUGGGUUUCACUUCCACAACACCCUGAAGGAGGCCUGUGACAAGCACCACUCGCAGUACUACCCCGACUUUAAGAAAUGGUGUGACAGAUAUUUCUACAUCCGGCACAGAGGAGAGACUCGGGGUAUAGGAGGGAUCUUCUUCGACGAUCUGGACUCCCCAAGUCAGGAGGAGGCUUUCAACUUUGUCAAGAGCUGUGCCCACACCGUGGUGCCCUGUUACCUGCCCAUCGUAUACAAACACCUCAACGACUCCUUUACUGAUGAGGAGAAGGACUGGCAGCAGGUACGUCGAGGAAGAUAUGUGGAGUUCAACCUGGUAUACGACAGAGGAGUGAAGUUUGGCUUGGCCACGCCCGGCUCCAGAAUUGAGAGCAUUCUCAUGUCCCUCCCCCUCACUGCCAGGUGGGAGUACAUGCAUGAGCCUGCCAAAGGUACCCUGGAGGCUGAGAUGCUGGAGGCGUUACGAAACCCCAAGGAGUGGGUGUAACUACCGUGUCCCCAGGUUUACGUGUCUGUGAUGUGUUUUAUAAUGCUGGACCGGUUUGACGAGCGCAGCAGUUAACACACUUUACCAAAAUAAUAUCACAUUGCUCUUGUCUGACAUGUUUUAACCUGCGAUGGUACUUUUCUCUCUUUCCUUUUUGCUAUGUUUUGUCAAAUCAGCCUUGUUAACACUGAAUCACAUUGGGAUCACAUUACUAUACUUGUACCUGCUUCUAGGUCAUCUCACAUUGAUGAUGUGCUCCUUUUUUAAGAAGUGUUUGUGUCAAAGUGUUUUUUUCUAUGCCCAGGCUAAAUGUGGCUUGCUCUACUUGGAAGCUCUUGAGCUUUACUCAACUUAAACAAAGCACGAAAAGGGAAAAAUGGGGACACACUGAGCCUCUGCAUGUAUGUGUGUGCCACCACUGGUAUCAAAUGUUAAGAAAUCUGUUUUUGUUUUUUUUAUGUUUCAGUGCAUCUGCUCAAAACAAUGGGUUAUUUUUGACAAUCAAAGCUAAGCAAUUACUUUCAGUAUAAUGGACUGAUUCCUCUUGAGCCCCAUGUACGUUGCGGUUGGACGUUCACUGGUGGUCAAUGAGUCACUUCCUGGUUUGUUUGAAGAGUAGUAAAACAAUAGUUGGAUGUUGGAUCAUGUUCCACAGAGAGGAUAUUAGUGAAAUCACAGUCCAGGUGGCUAAUUGAAAGAAGAAGAAUGUUGGAAAAACAAAAUGUCAUUUGUAAAAAUAAUUUAUUGCUAAAAUGUAUAAUAAAUUGUUUGUUCUGUUACCUUUCAAGGAU